Penicillium daleae is the source of this 1581-nucleotide messenger RNA. RefSeq lists its product as uncharacterized. The coding region runs from base 1 to 1581 and encodes 526 amino acids. NCBI's taxonomy places the organism in Eukaryota, Fungi, Ascomycota, Eurotiomycetes, Eurotiales, Aspergillaceae. The transcript has a single exon. Gene Ontology annotation, biological process: transmembrane transport. Gene Ontology annotation, molecular function: transmembrane transporter activity. The record is from RefSeq and is a predicted model, not a curated record.
AUGCAAUCCAUACCAGAUGGCCCGCUGGGAGUCAAACAGACUGACCGAGCCAUCAUCAACCUCAUCGUAAUGCCAGACGGAGUCAGAACACCCAAUGGAACAAAAACACCAACAAACGAGCCCGAAUCAAACUUCGAAAUCAUAACCUGGACCGGUCCCAAUGACCCCGAAAACCCACAAAACUGGCCACGGCGAAUGAAGCUCCUGCGCUCCUCAGCAGCACUGACCGUAAUCUUCGCCAUUGCAUUCGCCUCCAGCGUCUUCGGUGCCGCAGCCGACGUCACAGCAGCCGAGUACGGCGUCUCCCAAGAAGUCAUGUCUCUAGGAGUGGCACUGUUCAUUGCCGGAUUCGCAACGGGCCCGCUCGUCUUUGCGCCGAUGGCUGAAGUCGUCGGUAACGCUCCCGUGCUAGCUGUUGCACUGGCGGGGUGUGCGCUCUUUCAAAUCCCGCUAGCUCUAGCGCAGAGUGUGGUCACUAUCCUGGUUUGUCGGUUUCUAGCCGGGAUGUUGGGUAGUGGAGGUCUUGCGGUGGGCUCGGGGAUACUGGCAGAUAUCUACGGGCCGAUUGCUCGCGGCGUGGCGGUGGGUAUGUCUGCGUCGAUUAUGAAUCUGGGAUCUAUCAUUGCUCCGAUUGCGGGGGCUUAUAUCGUUGAUCGAUGUGGUUGGAGGUGGACGGCGUGGGUUACGUUGAUUCUCUGCGGUGUCGUGGGUAUUCACGCUGCGCUGUUACUCCGCGAGUCCUCACAUAAUCGCAUCCUCAUGCGUCGCGCGGCUAGACUCCGCCGUGAAACGGGGAAUACGAAUCUCCGUGCUCGCGCUGAGAUGGCAUCUCUGGAUCCACGCGUCCUACUGCGAAAGUACUGCACCAAACCGGUGCGGAUGUUCAUCCAAGAACCCAUUCUGAUAGUCAUGACCCUAUACCUAACUCUCGUCUAUGGCACGCUCUACCUAUCAUAUCAGUUAUUCCCCAAGGCAUUUCAGAAUCGAGGCUGGAGGGAGCCCACCGCAACUCUACCUUUCAUUUCCGUCGGAUUGGGUGUAUUGGCCGCACUGGGACUAUUCUCGUUAUUCACAAUGACCUGGUACAAGACACGGUGGCUAGCCUCACAAAAGGCCAACCCAGAAGAAGCAGCAGCGACAGGAGGAAAAGGGAAACAAUCCACCCAAAUCACCCCAGAACAUCGACUACCCCCCAUGAUCCUAGGCGCAGUGAUCCUCCCACCCGCCCUCAUCUGGUUCGGCUGGUCAGGAAACGCCCACUGGAUCUCACAGACGAUCGCCUGCUUCUUCAUCGGGAUGGCACUGCAACUAAUUUUCACCAGCGGCAUUGUUUACAUCGUCGAUACUUAUCUGGUGAAUACCGUCUCGGCCAUAUCGAUUCACGUCAUGGUUCGGUCGUUGGUCUCUGCUGUUUUUCCGAUCGUUGAAGGGCCCAUGUAUGAAAGGUUGCAUAUUAAUUGGUCUGCGACGUUGCUGGCGGGGAUAUCGGCCCUGAUUAUGGUCUCGCCGAUUGUGUUUAUGAUAUAUGGAUCUCGGAUUCGGAGUUGGAGUCGGUUUUCGGUUGGGAGUAAUCAGAGUUAG